Molecule: messenger RNA, 1440 nt
Organism: Stereum hirsutum FP-91666 SS1
Lineage: Eukaryota; Fungi; Basidiomycota; Agaricomycetes; Russulales; Stereaceae
Exons: 5
Coding region: 43-1272 (409 amino acids)
Biological process (GO): mitochondrial respiratory chain complex IV assembly; protein insertion into mitochondrial inner membrane from matrix
Cellular component (GO): mitochondrial inner membrane
Molecular function (GO): membrane insertase activity
Source: RefSeq, a predicted model, not a curated record
GCUUCCUCCUCCCAAAAGUCUUUUACAUUAUCGCCUCCAAGAAUGCUGGGGACGACACGUAUAUUGGGUCACAGGGCCGCACCACGUCUCUUCGUGAGCCCUCGAGCGCGAUUAAUUUCGACGCUCGGUACACAGCGCGUCAGGAAACUUCCAGUCCAUGGACUCGUGCUUACACCCAUCACGUCCCGUAAUAUCUGGGGAUUCUCCUCAUCAAAACCCACACCUCCACCAGCGGCAGCACCAGUACCUGAAUCCGUGUCCCAGCCGACAGAGCUCGAACCCGUAUCUUCUGUAGCGAUCGAUGCAGUCCCACCAUCAGAAUCCCUCUCCGAGACAUUGACUUCCUCAUCCCCAAUCACCGAUCCCUCCAUUCUUUCCGAUGCGUCUUCCAUCGACACCCUUACAUCUGCCUUGACCCCCCUCCAACAUGGCGACCUCGCCGCACUUGGUUUCUCUUCCUGGUGGCCCACCGGGUUUUGCUAUUGGCUUUACGAAUCUCUAAACGUCACCUUUCACCUACCAUGGUUCUGGACCAUCGUCGCUGGCACUGCCGUCACACGUAUUCUCAUUCUUCCUCUAUUCAUCACCUCACAACAAAAUUCAGCUCGUCUUGCACCUCACCAACCCGAGCUCCUCAAAUUGCGCGACGAGCUGACGGCCUUGUCGACAGGACCGAACAAGGAUCCUCUCGCCGUGCAGAGGGUUGCGGUCAAGCAGAAAAAGCUGUAUGAGAAGGCCAACGUUAACAUGUUCCCCAUGCUUGCGAUGCCGUUCGUUCAGCUACCGCUCCAGCUAGGGUUGUUCUUUGGGACGAGGAAUCUGUGCCAGGCGCCCCUGGAGCAGAUGAAGUGGAGCGGGCUAGAGAUGAUGCCGGACCUGACCGCGGUCGACCCGUAUUAUAUUCUGCCCAUCGCUUCUGCGUUGCUUAUGCAGGUCCAACUUCAUUUCUCCCAGCAGGAUAUGUCGGCCAACCGUGAGACAAUGGCCAACAUGAUAAACUUCUUCCGUGUUGCCUCCGUAGCUGGUAUCUGGUUCAUGGGUUCUCUUCCUAUUGGCGUAAACCUACAAGUAUUCACUUCCAUCGCCCUCAUCGCUGCCCAGAACGCGGUCCUCCGCAUCCCCUCCGUUCGCAAGAUAUGCGGCAUCGCUCCCCGCAUCGUAGACGCGAAUGCGAAACCGGUGACGUUCAAGGAGUCUUGGGUGAAUGUGAAGAAGUAUAUCGCGGAUCAGCAGAGGUUGGCUGAGGAACAGGCGAAGGGGAAGAAGUGGUAGAUGGGGACCUGGUCGAGAGGUGUGAUUGGGUGGGCAGGUGUGACCCACUGAGUGGCGUGUAGAGAGGAGAGGGGAAGAUGUGGGAGUUGGUUGCACGUUCUUCUGGACGAUAUAUCUUAUGGUGUUCUUUUGAGGGUAAUGCGAACGUGCUUUAGAGGACAGAACUCC